This is a messenger RNA of Manis javanica (Malayan pangolin), 7811 nucleotides long. The record is from RefSeq and is a predicted model, not a curated record. Lineage: Eukaryota; Metazoa; Chordata; Mammalia; Pholidota; Manidae.
CGGCGGGCAGGGCGCCCACCUCAUCCUCAACACGGCGUGCAGCGUGGGAGGAGGUAAAGGAGCCCCCUACUUGCUGAAAACUUCCUCCUGUAAGAUGACUGGGGUCUUCGGGCUUCCCCAGCCCUCCCACGCCCGGCCACGGGGCAUUCAUUAAAGUGGUGCCGCAGCGAUUGCAGGUUCUGAGCUGCAGAGACCCGGGCGCCCCGCAGCGACGCUUCUCGGAGACAAACAGCUCCCCGUGCCCCCUAAUGUGCCCGGGACCGCGGCCGGCGCGGGCCUGGGGGCGGGCACGGCGAGCUCAGAGACUUUGCGCCACGAUGCUUUGUUUUCCUGCCGCAGAAACCCGAGGCGGUCUCUCUCCACCAGACUUAACCCGCCCGCAGCAAUAGCGAUGGAAGUGGCGGCAGCGCAGACCGACAGGGAACCGCUUGGCGCGGCGCCUUUUUUGGAUGCUUUUUCUCUACACAGGCCACUUCUUUCCUCCUUCCUGGGUGGCCAUUCCGGCAGCCGCGCCCCCCGUGUGUCAGCCCAAGGGUGCCACUAACGGCCACGCCCCGGCCCCACGCCUCUCCAUCUCCUCCCGGGCCACGGUGGUAGCCAGGAUGGAAGGCACCUCCCAGGGGGGCCUGCAGACCGUCAUGAAGUGGAAGACAGUGGUGGCCAUCUUCGUGGUCGUGGUGGUCUACCUCGUCACGGGCGGUCUCGUCUUCCGGGCGUUGGAGCAGCCCUUCGAGAGCAGCCAGAAGAACACCAUCGCCUUGGAGAAGGCGGAAUUCCUGCGGGAUCACGUCUGCGUGAGCCUCCAGGAGCUGGAGACCUUGAUCCAGCAUGCCCUUGAUGCUGACAACGCAGGCGUCAGUCCAAUAGGAAACUCUUCCAACAACAGCAGUCACUGGGACCUUGGAAGUGCCUUUUUCUUUGCUGGAACUGUCAUCACCACCAUAGGGUAUGGGAAUAUUGCUCCAAGCACCGAAGGAGGCAGAAUCUUUUGUAUUUUAUACGCCAUCUUUGGAAUCCCCCUCUUUGGCUUCUUACUGGCUGGAAUUGGAGACCAACUUGGAACCAUCUUUGGGAAGAGCAUUGUAAGGGUGGAGAAGAAGGUCUUUCGAAAAAAGCAAGUGAGUCAGACCAAGAUCCGGGUCAUCUCCACUCUCCUGUUCAUCUUGGCCGGCUGCGUGGUGUUCGUGACGAUCCCUGCCUUCAUUUUCAAGUACAUCGAGGGGUGGACAGCCUUGGAGUCCAUUUACUUUGUGGUGGUCACUCUCACCACGGUGGGCUUUGGUGAUUUUGUGGCAGGGGGAAACGCUGGCAUCAAUUACCGAGAGUGGUAUAAGCCCCUGGUGUGGUUUUGGAUCCUUGUUGGCCUUGCCUACUUUGCGGCUGUCCUCAGUAUGAUCGGAGACUGGCUACGGGUUCUAUCCAAAAAGACAAAAGAAGAGGUGGGUGAAAUCAAGGCCCAUGCGGCCGAGUGGAAGGCCAACGUGACGGCCGAGUUCCGCGAGACGCGGCGGCGGCUCAGCGUGGAGAUCCACGACAAGCUGCAGCGGGCGGCCACCAUCCGCAGCAUGGAGCGCCGGCGCCUGGGCCUGGACCAGAGGGCCCACUCGCUGGACAUGCUCUCCCCCGAGAAGCGCUCCAUGUUCGCCGCCCUGGACACGGGCCGUUUCAAGGCCUCGUCCCAGGAGAGCAUCAACAACCGGCCCAACAACCUGCGCCUUAAGGGGUCAGAGCAGCUGAACAAGCACGGGCAGGGGGCCUCCGAGGACAACAUCAUCAACAAGUUCGGGUCCACCUCCAGACUCACCAAGAGGAAAAACAAGGACAUCAAAAAGACCUUGCCCGAGGACGUCCAGAAAAUCUACAAGACCUUCCGGAAUUACUCCCUGGAUGAGGAGAAGAAGGAGGAGGAGACGGAGAAGAUGUGUAACUCGGACCACUCCAGCACCGCCAUGCUGACCGACUGCAUCCAGCAGGCCGGCGUGGAGAACGGAAUGGUCCCCACGAACACCAAAGACCGGGAACGCGAGAACAACGCGUUACUUGAGGACAGAAACUAGAUGCUGAGGACGCUGGGCUUGAGCGUUGUGUUUUUUAUAUUCACCUGGAGACACGUGCCUUAAACAGACUUCUUGUUAGUCCGAAAUUACAUAGCAUUGAAUAUAUUUCACUGUGCCAUAAACGACUGAGAACGUUUGCCCUGCCAAAAGGAAUCAAACAACGGGGACUUCACUUCCGAGAGUGACCCCAGGACACCCCGGGAGUGUUUGCGACCCGAAGAGGCCCCUGCCGCGAAGGUCAAGGACCCGGCUGCGUGGAUGCUCUGCGCCUGCGCAGCUCCACCCGGGCGUGGGGCGUGGAGAAGGGCAGCUAUUCCUUAGACCAGCCUUCGAAGAGGAACAGGUGUGUCUUUGAAGUGGAAUCUCAUUUCCUGAACUUAACAUUAGUGAUUUGUUCACACGCAGAGGGGGACCGGAUAAGGGGUGAACUGGCUACCAGAAAUAAGGUUCAGGUUGACAUUUUGGCAUGUUGCUCUGAGCUUGAAUUUUGAUACAAACCAUUCAGUGCAUACCUAGUCUUUCUAUGCUCCAGAUGAAUGUCCAUGGGACCUGAGAGCACCUGGAAUUUGUUGGAAGCAGAUCAGAGCACACGUAUUAAAAGGUGCAAUUGCUUUCUUCAUUACAAAAGAAAAAAAUCACAAACAUCACACUGUGGCUUUCACCUUAACCAAUGACAGAAGCCUACUGAGCUUUGUCUUUCUCACAGGGGUAGGUAGUCCAAAUGAACUUGAAAGCAUUGGUGAACACUCAACCUCAACUGCUGCAUGGUUAUGGGCAAAAAUCGUGCAUUUUCCUCGGUGGGUGCAAUGGUGAAAAUAAACUGAUUUUGAAACGUUCACGUUCACUUUUCUAGUGGAACUUCAGUUGUAACUUCUUUUGAGAAGAGGGGGAAAAAUACCAAAACUAUUGCCUUGCAUGAUGCCAGUGGCCUGCCAUUCUGUCUAGCUGAUCCUAAAUUUUUAUAAAAGUAGACAUCCUGCAUGUCUGAGACAUACCAAGGAGGACCAUGGCAUCAUUCCAUCUCAGGGCUUUUCGUCCCUUUGGGUGUCUUAGGGUAGACAUAGUUACAAGAUCCAGUUUUGCUAUCUCCAAACAAGAGGAAAAUUAGUCCCUCAACCAACCCUUGUACAAGAAGACUGAAUUGUUUUAAUUGCUUGCAGCUUAAGUGCCAUUAACUGCCAUUUAACAAAAUAAUAUUUAAAGAGAGUAUUUAAAAUAUUUUCACUUUUAUGUUUGGGAAUCCCUUUAUUUUGAAAGCAUCCCCUCUCUUCCUUGCUUGUUUCUUUCCCACCUGCUAGCCACUAAAAUUGGAAUACCAGUGUGAUUGUCUCAAGGCAAACAAUAGCCAAUAUGUGAUAAUUAUGAAUGUUCCAUGAGGUUAGGGCAUCCAGUGAAGGGAAGUGGGGGAUGGCUGGUCAUAGCUUUAGAGAGGAAGAUUUUAAGUGGAAUUUUAUCAGAAAGGGAAAAACAGGUACUAGACCAAUCAUCCUGCGCUUACCUCAGCCGUUUUCCUUACUGGUUGGCCAUUGUACCAGUGCACACUUAGCUAUUUUAGCCACAGACAGUCAUUUGGAUCUGGCAACACCAGGAAGUGGCUGGUUAUAGGCCUCCAGGAUCAGUGGCACCUUUUGGGGAUUUCACAUAAUGAAUACAGUGGAUUUAUCAAAAGAUCACAGGACUAGCGGAGACUUCCAGAAACUAACUAAUGCUUUCUGACUUGCAGAGAAAAAUAUAUCUUGCACAUCCUUGACCACUGGUACCAUGGCAGACUUCUUCCUGCCCACUUCCCCCAGAUGCACAACUUCCCUGGAGCACAGGCAGGCCUUUCCCUAUUGCCCCAUAUUUUUAGGCUCUAGUUAAUGUUCUGGCAUUGCUUUUGGGAAUCAGUUUUGAUGAGGCCCUUCUUGUCCAAGGAAGGUUUGGGUUAAGCCCUUCUUUGAGCUAGACCUGUGGCUAUGGGUAUAACAAUGGUUAUGUAGACACUGGUUCUUCAUAUGGAAAUCAUUCCAGCCUGACAAAAUGUGUUUUAAGAAAUUGGGAGAUAACUGGGACUUAAGCUCUUAUUCUGACAAGUUAAAGGCUUGCUGAUAAAGCUGUCCGUGGAUUUCAUUCAUUUGGGUUUCUACCCUCUAUUACUUGCUACCUUCUUUAAAGUAAUGUUAAAAUUUUGUCUGUUACAGCCGAAUCUGGCAAAGCAGCUUCCUGGUCAUUUAUCUAGUGGCUUCAGUGAGCCAGGCAUUAGAUUAGGCCCUUUAUGGACAUCAGCUCACUGACACCUCACAGAAACACUCUGAAGGAAGUGUUUGCAAACCAAUUAUACCGAUGAGGACAUGGAGGCUCAGGGAAGCUGAGUAACUUACCUAAUGGCACACAGCAAGAAAGGUGGUAGGGCUGGUAUUCAAAGGUUGUCUGACCAAAGUCUGCUUUCGACUUUGUUACCAUGUCCAUGUCAUGCCCCCCUGUGAGUGUGUGUGUGUGUUUGUCUGCCUGUGUGUCUUUCUAUUUUCAUGGACACAGCAUCCAGAGGUGGGGAGAAGAUCUCUACUACCAAGAGGGUAUGAGGUAUCUGUGCAAACAAUGCCUGAAGUUGCCCUGGCAGAAACUUACUGCACAUUAUUUUGGUUUUUGCUUAGCUUUCAUGAAUGCUGUAUGUGGCACCUUUUCUGUAGUGUUAAAAAUACCCUUUGAAAGCACUCUUUUGCACUUUACUUGCUUAUCUUCCAGGAACUCCAUGAACAGCAGGAAUAAAACAAUUCAAAGCACUGAGGUGCACACUACCAAAUGGAACGGUGUUGGUGUAUAUGCAUAGACGCUUCCCCAGACAAGUCAAAUCACAGUAACGUGGAGGGAUUGAGAAUAACCCUUCAUGGAGAGUGAGAAAAUCUCCAAUAUAACCUGUUCCCUGAGUACAGAUGGGGCCAAGGCCCUCAAAAAUAAAAUCAAAGAAGAACCCUCCCUCUGUGCAGACUGAUCUGUUAAAUAUGUGGGAAAGUGUUUGCCAAACCAUAACGUACCAUCCAAAGGAGAAGCUGAAAGGGCAUAAGUGGUGGGACUUCUCUCUGUGUGUACAGGCUAAGAUUUGGGGACAGGCCAGUUGUUUUGAAGUUGCUUGAAUGUUACCUUUUUUAGGAUGGGGACAAAUAGCUUGUAGACUUUGUGUGGACAAGGCCAAGCUGCUACAAAUUCUAAACAUGGUUCAGCACAGUCCUGCCCCAAUCACCUGCACUCCCCACCUGACCAUGAACUUGGAAGACACAUUUUGACUUUGCACAAGGAAGGAGUGGGAAGAGCACAUGUUCAGUAUCCUCAGUGGGCAGCCUCUUGUGCCUCACCUGGCAAUCAGAUACUGAAUUUUUCUCCCAUAACAGAUCUGGAGGCUUACAGAUGAUGGCCAAGAGACAAUUUGGAGAGAGUACAGCUCCAUACCCAGUCCUAACCUGAUAGUGGCUGUAAGAAUCUGUCACUUUUGGGGUGCAGCCUUAAGUGUGUGUAGGGAGCGGUGUCCCUGUCCUACAACUAAGGCGACUGGGACUACUUGUCUGUGCUCCUCCAGGCCCAGUGACUGUUAUGGGUACCUCAGUCCCUUUGCACAUCUCUGUUACCUCAUUAGCACAUCAAAGAUGUUGAACACAGGUAAUCAACAAGGACCUUUUUUUAGUUCUGUAGUUCUCCGACCAAACAUUCCCUGGUCCAUGAGUCAGUUAAAUUUAUUAAGAAUGAUAUUAGCUGGAUUUGUGAAUACCAACUAAUGGGUCUACUCAUUUUAGGCUAAGAUGAGAGCUUAGUUUCCUGUCCUUUGGGAUUUGUUUUCUGGGUGAUUGAUGGAGAGCAGAUGUAUUUGGGAGCCGGGUGUCCAAUUUAGGAUUGUGCCCUGUGUAGGCUCACUCCGUCCUCCUCAGAGCACACUGUCACCCAGAGGGCUCAUGCUGUGCAGGCAUUUUUUGCAUGGUGUUAAGAGUAUCUAAAGAAUUUUAAUCUUCAGUCAAUUGUAGUAAAGGUUCCCCUUGAUUGCUUCAUAAUUUCAGAUACUAUAGACAGAUCUCUCUCACUUAGACACAAACGUACACACCCACAUGCAUGUGCACACAUGCACACACACAUACACACACACACAGAGGAAGUGGCUGCUUUGAGUUCUAUGAGGACCAUUCCAUGUUGAAAGUCCUAGUUGUGCUAGACAUUAGCAAACCACCCCCUCGCCUCCCUCUGAGAUGAUGGCAUUUCCUGGUGGAGUCAAUGCUGCUCAUCUGUUUGUAUGCUUGACUUUGGAGAUUAGUGAGAAUGUGGCCAGAAUUUAGUUAGGUAGGGCAGGUGUUUACUCACAGGAUUGGUAAGAAUGUAGACCAUUCAUUGUUUGCCAUGGUUUCUAGACCAUGGGACAGGCAUAGGAAAACAAACAAACAUGCAGAGACUGUCUAGAGAAAGAGAAAAAAGGCCAGUAUUGCAUUUCAUGUCUCUGCUUUCUGCAUCCCGCAAAUGUUUCAAGUGGGGGUUAUUCUUUUGCACUCAUGAUGCAAUUGUGUGCAAAGACAGUGGCUACCUGAGCAGAGGCAACUUUUGGUGGUAGAGUGUAAAAGCUAGUUCGUAACGGCCUUAAAAAUUAAAAAUGGUAACUCUGAAACAAAGGUGACUUUAAUUUGGUGUUGUGGAUACUGUUAAUUCUGCGUAUGAAACUUUGGAAUAGCAUGCUGAUUUCAUGGUUGUAAAUAAAACCCUGCACUCUGUCCUUGCACGAUAAACCAGCUGCGUUGUACUUCACCAACCCACCCACAAUCCAUGUAAACCUCAGUCCAUCCAUGGCUGUCCCUAAGUCACAUGACAUCAGCUCAGGGGCAUUGAGGAGAAAUAAGAGGUAUCUCUGAUUUUACUGAAAGUGAUAGCAUUUUCACAGGUGCCUAAGAGAUUUGAAAUCUACUUUCGGUUAUUGGUUUUUAAGCGAAAAAUCUUAAAUAGUUCCCUGUGCAUUAAAACAAAAAUCCUUGUGAGGACUGCCGUUUCAUCAAUACAGCAGCCCUGUACUUCAAAGGAAACCCGGAACACCUCUGCUUUGCCAUCAGGGUGCCGAGCUAGAAGGGAGAAGGUGCAGUGGUGCCUCGAAGCGAUAUGCAAACCAACCCACAUGCCAGCCUCCGACCUCUUUCCCUGUCCCAGACUCACAGGCAGGGGACCCAGUGACGAUAAACCAUGUGUGGAGGUGUUUUACCUAUUUUUCUCUCUGUAGGAUUUCAUGGUGCUUUAAAAAAAGGCAUUUUACAGAAAAUAAUGCAGGGUGGGGGGAGGAGGGAAUUUCAUAAUUGUUCUUAGGAAAUAUACAAAAGCAAAUUUGCUUGUAACAUUUCAAUAAGCUGUGCUGCUAUUUGUCUUUAUUUGAUGUAAUUUUUUUUUUUCCAAUGAUGGAGAAAAUUGCAACAAAGACCUUCUGGAAGAUCCAAUCAAUGUCUCUCCUGUUUUCUUUUGUGGGGCCAAACCUAGUUCUUAGCGGCUGGGUUGGGAGCUACGCUCAAGACCGCAGGUCAUCUGGGGAGAGGCUUCUUGCCCGGCUGGGCACUCGUUUACACGCAUUCUUCAGGGCAGAGCCUAUGGAAACCCACUCUCCUACAGGUAGAGGAGCCCACAGCACCUAGAGAAGAGGAAUCUUAAACAGCCCAGGAUGGUUGUACUUUUACUUUCACCUCCUUAUUCUUAUUUGACCCUGCUUGCCUAUUGUUGGGGGUUGGACACACGAUGUCACAUCUUCUGGGUGAAACACUUGUA